Messenger RNA from Pieris napi, 4729 nucleotides. RefSeq names its product irregular chiasm C-roughest protein-like (gene rst). Gene Ontology annotation, molecular function: cell adhesion molecule binding. Gene Ontology annotation, biological process: cell-cell adhesion. The record is from RefSeq and is a predicted model, not a curated record. Bases 354 to 2966 code for a protein of 870 amino acids. Lineage: Eukaryota; Metazoa; Arthropoda; Insecta; Lepidoptera; Pieridae. The transcript is spliced from 22 exons. Gene Ontology annotation, cellular component: cell-cell junction.
GCGCAAAACAUACGGUUGUGUUACAUUUCGCGCCCUUUCGACGAACCGCGGCAUUUUGAAUUUUAAAUUUCGAACGUGCGUCAACAUACGAAUGACGAAUUAUUAUCUGUGGCUCUGUGAAUUAUUAUAAAAACCUUUUUGGUGAGAAAAAAAUUAUGGAUAUUGAAACUUUUUGCGGAAAGUGUUUUUCUGUUAGCGCGUUGUGUUUUCUUUGUAAAGUGCGUAAUGUUUAUGGAUUUUGUUGACUACUAGGUCGAGAUCCGGCCACCAGAAAUAAACAUGGCGCCGUUCAAAAUAAAGGAGACGUAGGGAAGCGGACAUCCCUCCAAGAUGUAAAUAGAUUUCCUGAGGAUAUGAAAAUGUCGAGUUAUAGAUCGCGAGUGUGGAGUGUGCCGUUAUUUCUCUUGUUGCGGACUAUGUUUGUGAUCAGUGGUGUUGGGGGUUUGCAGGAGCAGAAAUUCGCGAUGGAACCUCAAGAUCAGACUGCUGUCAUAGGAUCAAGAGUAACUCUACCAUGUAGAGUUGAGAACAAAGCAGGUCAACUUCAAUGGACAAAAGAUGACUUUGGAUUAGGUCUUCAUAGGGAUUUGAGUGGCUACGACCGGUAUAAGAUGAUCGGGAGUGAUGAGGAAGGUGACUAUUCACUGGACAUCCGCGAUGUAACAUUAGACGAUGAUGCAAAAUAUCAGUGCCAAGUCAGCACCGGGGCAAGAGGUGAGCCAGCAAUUAGGUCGCGUUACGCCCGCCUUACCGUAAUAGUGCCGCCGGAACCGCCCAAAAUUCUUCAAGGCAAUUUCCACUCUACGACCGAAGACAAACUGAUCAUAUUGGAGUGCAUAUCCGUGGGCGGGAAACCGCCAGCUGAGAUAACUUGGGUGGACAGCAAUGCCGGCGUUUUGACGCAGGGUGUCACUUACACCGUAGAACCGUUGCCUGAUGGACAGAGAUUUACUGCCAGGUCGGUGAUAAAAAUGCCACCGAAAGAGGAGCACCAUAACCAAUCCUUCACAUGUCAGGCGCAGAACACGGCUGACAGAGCAUACAGAGCAGCAAAUAUUCUGAUUGAGGUGAAAUAUGCGCCGAAAGUGAAAGUUCGCAUAAAAUCAGGAAAAAGGAUAAUUGAGGGAAAAGAUGUUAUACUUUCGUGCAUAGCGGACGCGAACCCAAGUAAUUUGACAUUCAGAUGGAUUUUAAACGAUUCCAUAAUUGGAAACAGUUCCGAGCUGAUAAUACCGAAUAUCACCAGAAGUUACAAUGGCGCAAGAAUAAAGUGUAAAGUGGUCAAUGAAGUUGGAAAAAGCGAAGAAACAAUAAUUCUUGAAAUUUCCUACGCUCCAACGUUUCGUAACCGCCCAAUGGACGUUGAAGCGGAGUUGGGUAAGCAAGUAACGCUCAGUUGCGAUGUGGAUGGGUUCCCGGAGCCAGAGUUUAAAUGGCUACAUUUGGAGGAAGACACUAAUAUCAAUGUGGGUAAAACAGCCAACCUCACACUAACAGCCGACACGCACACAUCAGGGCGGUAUAUGUGUAUAGCCUCAGUGGAGGGGUACAAAGAGAUAGAGGCAGAAGCCUCCAUAUUUAUAAAAGGUCCACCGAAGAUAAUAUCAAAUCACACGCAAUUCGGGUCGCAAGGUGACACAGUGAAUAUUGAAUGCGCCGCGUUCGCAGUUCCGAAAAUCGAUAAUAUCGUGUGGACAUUCGAGGGAAAGGAGAUAGAUGGUGUACAUGAUCAGGACUAUGCCUUUCAAGAGGACAUCCAAGUUGGCGGUGUUGUAAAUUCUACACUUAUCAUCCGAGAGAGUCAAUCCAAGCACUUUGGUGUCUACAGAUGUAAUGUGUCCAACGACUACGGGAGUGAUAUGAUUGACAUAGUAUUGCGGCCUACAAAAUCAUUUCCCCUUCUACUAAUCCUAUUUGGCAUAACAUCUGGAACCAUCAUGGUAGCAGCAGUCAUAAUGCUGGUGAUAUUGUGUCAACGGAAACAGCGGAAAAACAAGCAAGCACAGGUGACGGAAAAGCCAGAUGUGACAGUUACUGCCGAAGAAUUGUAUAAGGAGAAUGAUAGGAAUUCUAAUAUUAGUGACUUGAAGUUAGAGUUGCGACAAGCGAAUGGAAACUGUGAAAUUGACUAUUCAAAUACGGGAUCCGACAGUACACUUUGCUCUAAUGCGAAGCUUGGUAGUGGCAUACCUUUGGCUGGUACUGUACCAUUAUCAGUGAACCAGGCCAAUACAUUCCCAUAUAGAUACAGCAAUGACUACAGUGACCCUGCGUAUUCAGAUUAUAAGGUGAAUGGUUAUUCCACGUACGUCCAUUACGGUCAUGAUUACACGCCCGGUUCUUUGAGGGUGCAGUCACCCACGAUGGCCGCUGAUAAGCUCACACCGAAUAGAUCAAUAAACGGUAGCCUACCGAGAAGUAUAGACACGCCGUCAGUGCAAUUCAGUGGGAAUGGCUCUCAGAACAAUUCCUUACAACGUUCGGCCAAACGCCAAGACAGUUCCAAUGCUCUGAAUAAUUUAGGAGUGCCCAGUACUGAAGUGAAUCGUAUUCCCAAUGGAGGUAUAAUCCAUGGCGUGGACGUCCGAUAUGCAGCGACAUAUGGGAACCCGCACCUUCGGAGUGGUCUCGGGUUUACAGUCAAUACAGCCAAGCCAGCUUCCACGCCAGCUCCACCGCCUUACUCAUCUGUUAGAACCUCAGUUAUACUACCUUCAGGUACCUCAUCCCACUCCAUCACGUCUCCUACAAGUCUCGCGUCCCCGCAAUGCGCAACGAGUCCUAUUACUAACUCCACUAUGUCCACUGACAGUGCGCAACCACCCCUGGGCGUGGCCACAUCUUCCACCACACCUCAAUCGCCCAGUUCCCACUACAUAUUAGCACCGUCAAAUAGGACAUUGAGUAAUUCUACCGUUACUAAAAAAGGUUGCACAAUUCAAACUGCCCUGGCAACACAUGUAUAACCGGUAAUCAGGUACAUAGACUUGGAAGUAAAAAGUGACAAAACUAGUGAAUAGCGAAACAUAGUGAACUUUGAUAGUGACAAAUACACGUUAGUGAAGUGAUAAGUGGUUGCGAUUUCCUAACUAUAAUAGUUGUUAAUGUGGGUUUUUUUAAGAUGUUUGUACAUUAGUUUUAAUUUUUAUAGUUUAUUAAUGUUUUAUUGUUGGUAUGAAAAUGUGUAAUCUAAUCAAUUUUUUUCAACUUGAUCUAAAUUUAAUGCUUCAAUUGCGGUCUUAUUUGUAAACAUUCUUGUUCUGUCCCUUCGAUGUUAUGCCAUGAAAAUCAAGGGACAUUAAUUAGAAUACGUUUUUAUUUAAAUGUGUUUAUAAAUAAGAUGUUUGAGUGCUUUUCUGAUUAGAGAAUUAAAUUCUAAUAAUUAGUCAAUUUUAUAUCUGACUGAAUCUCGUCUACGUUGUAAAUAUUGUAUAAUAUAUUCAUUGACUUCACUAUUUCAUAGAAUUUAUUAGUUAAAAUUUAUCGUAAAAGGAAUAUUGGUAUGAAAUAUACUAGGAACUGAUAACUUGAUAUCAUGAAUAUUAAAAUGAAAUGAUUAAUUUUCUAAGAAUAAAACACGUCAGGAUUGUCAUUCACAGUAACUUAUACUAAAACAUAAAUAUUUCAACAAAGAGGUUUUACUAAACCUCUAAACUUCAGGUUUGAAAUAUGUUCAUUUUCAAAAAUGGAACAAAAACUUUCAAUCUCCUUUCGUCGAUGUGUGUGUUUAAUUUCAUUUGAAAUCACAAGCACUUUCUUCGAUCAAAUUGCCAGAAAUAUCUGCUUAGUGAUUCAUACAUUGAAUAUUCAUAAUUCAUCGAAGCUUAUAUAGUUUUGCAAUAUAAAAUGAGCAAAUAAAUAUUUUUAGUAUUUUAUGAACAAUAUCGCCCCAGUAUCGGGCUUAUAAAAGUUUUAACAUUCUUCCAAUAGCGCUUAAUGAGCUUGGCUUUUUUAAUACCUUUAUAGAAAUUUUCUAUCGAUUUCUUCUUUAGAAAAGACCGUAUCAAUUCUCAAAAGAUUCGCAAUGCACUUGCAAGCAUUCUGGCAAUGUGAGGGUAUCACUAAACAUCAGAUGAGAAUCCUGCCCGUUUCACUCCUAUUACAUAAAAAAAAAUCUAUACAGGUUUUAAGAUAAAUAUUAAUUUAAAUUAAAAGCUUACUAACUAAUAUAUUGGGUCUUGGCCUUAGAUUUUUGAAUCUGUUUUCUUUGUGUUCUAUAUAUUAGACAAGGCAAGUGAAACACGACUUCGAUUAUUUAGAUAAUAUGUCGAUUUCCUUGCAAUGGUUUUAUCGUAUAUGUUGAUAGUCGUACAUAUAUAAACAGGUAUAACGACUUCAAGGAUAAGAGUCGAUUGCUUUUAGACUCUAUUAAUGGUAAAAUCGUUAAAUCUCUUUACAUAACUGUUGAACAUUGAUAUAAGUUCUGAAAGACAUUAUUUAAAUUUCCUAUUAAAAGCUACAGUUGACACUAUGGUCAUUAACAGUUGUUCGCUAAAUUGUGCUUUCCAAACGCGUCAUAAUGAAACAAUAGCUACUAAUAUAAGACGGCUCACUCAUUUUUACACGCAUUUCUAACGAUACGCGUUCUCCCUUCCGUUUGGUUAGAACAACCCACUCCAUAAGUACUUUACAAUUCUAUAGAAUUUUUUUUUAUGGCUCUGGCACGGUUUGUGCAUUAGCCAGUGUCAAGUAUAAGAUUUUUUAUAAUUCGUGCUUGCCUUAGAAAUUC